Messenger RNA from Guyanagaster necrorhizus, 1178 nucleotides. RefSeq lists its product as uncharacterized. Gene Ontology annotation, molecular function: phosphatidate phosphatase activity. Bases 100 to 1173 code for a protein of 357 amino acids. Gene Ontology annotation, biological process: lipid metabolic process. Lineage: Eukaryota; Fungi; Basidiomycota; Agaricomycetes; Agaricales; Physalacriaceae. The transcript is spliced from 4 exons. Gene Ontology annotation, cellular component: actin cortical patch. The record is from RefSeq and is a predicted model, not a curated record.
GUAUUUUCUAGAUGUGGUGCGCUGCUUCCACCAUCUGAGGACGGCCCUUCCAGAGUGCAUAUAUAUUCACGUUCUUUCUUUCCCUCUCACUCGUUCAACAUGCGGUUCGCUGCUUUACUCCUUUCCUUUGUUUUGGCCACGGCUCGAGCUACACUACUUGAGUCGGCCGACGAAGUACUUUUAUUCGAUGCGCCCGCCUUCCAGGAUCCAAACAAUGCUUCUAACAGCGUCAUCAGCUUGCAAUCUUUUGUAUAUCACAAACAAAUCGAUUUAACAACUUUGACGAAUACCCUCACGGCAUGGGAGAACAACGGCAGCAUAGACAAGGCGGUGGAGAGACUCAAGUUGUUUGCUGCAGUUGGAGUGCCAGGCGUUUCGCUUUCGGUGGACGUAGCUGAGUGCAGUGAGCAGGCAACCUUGUCUGCCACGUCGGGUCUACCAGACCUUGGAUUGGCUGUGACAAACGCGUCCAUAGGUCGAUGCGAGGGAGGAAACACCUUUACAGGGACGUUGCUCAAUAAUGGGGAUACCAUUUCCACAACGAUAUUCUCAUCCGGCACCGAUGGCUUUGGGGUUAUUUCCGAUAUCGACGACACUGCGAAAGUGAGCCACGUUUUGAACAAGCUUGAAUAUGUGAAGACCACCCUCUUCGAUAAUCCGGAGCCUGUUCCAGGCAUGCCUAAUCUGUACGCGUCUCUUGCCAAGACACUUGACAACCCUCCGUUCAUCUACAUCACGGCUUCCCCUUACCAGCUCUUCCCAUUGCUGCGUGACUUUCUCAAGGCGUCAUUCCCAAAUAGCCUCGGUCCUAUCUUUUCACAGAAUCUGACCCUUGAAGAUGUCACCCAAGUCGUUGAUAUCAUCUCCAACCCCAACGAUAUCUUAGACUUUAAGCUCUCUCAAAUCGAUCGCGUCCAAGCCAUGUACCCGAACAAAACGUUUUUAACCGUCGGUGACUCAACGCAGUCGGACCCAGAAGUAUAUGCUGGAGCGUACAGGAAAUACGGCGACUUUAUCCGAUGCAUCUGGAUCCAUAGAGUGGAUGGUGCCAACAAUUCUUACGAGAGAUUUAUUACUGCUUUCGAAGGUGUUCCAAAGAACAAGUACAGAAUCUACACGGAUAACGAUAUUGCUGGCCUUGCAGACAUUGAUGUUGCAGGAGGCUCAUGUUAGCUCGC